This is a messenger RNA of Bemisia tabaci, 3839 nucleotides long. RefSeq lists its product as uncharacterized. Gene Ontology annotation, biological process: proteolysis. NCBI's taxonomy places the organism in Eukaryota, Metazoa, Arthropoda, Insecta, Hemiptera, Aleyrodidae. Gene Ontology annotation, molecular function: cysteine-type peptidase activity. The record is from RefSeq and is a predicted model, not a curated record.
GACAGUGCUAGCUAUAAAUAUCAUUCGUUCAAUAAUAAUACGCAUAAAUAAGAAAAAAAAAUCGAUGAUAAAGGUUAUACGGCGUCGUUCCAUAAAAAUUACUGCAUACAGUUGCAUAAAUUGUCAAGUGGCACACAGGUGGCAUACGUUCAAAUUCAUAAUUGAGAGACGCAAUCAUCCUCGUGCGUAUUCUCUCAUCGUUGUCAGUGAUGAGUAAAAAACAAAUAAUGAAAAAAAAAAUGAGCAAACAAGUGUUCACUACUAUUUAAAGAGAAGCACAUACACAUAUAUAACUUUAUGCAAACGGAGCCAAAAAAUCAUUUGACACUUAAUGUCCUAGAUUACUAUACUCAGCUUGAUCCAUGGCUGGUUCAGUCACCUUUCCCUUUAUUAUGUCAGCAGACGCCUAAAAGUAUACGUUUUAAUUGUACUAUGUAUCGAAUUGGCUGUUUAAUAAUAUUUUUUUCAUGCCUGGCGCAUGUGAUACUGAGUGUUCACUCAACGGAACCUGUAUUGACGUUUGAACUGAGGCAGUUUUAUGAGUUUAUGGUCACGUUCGGGAGAUCCUAUAAAAAUGCAGCUGAGCAAGCGACACGGUUUGAUAUUUUCAGAGGUAAUUUGAAAAUCAUUGAGAAGUUAAAUAACGAUGUCUAUGACAACGCGACUUAUGGAAUCACGAAGUUUGCUGAUUUAACUGCUGAUGAGUUCAAGCGAAAGAUGCUGCACUUCAACGACACUCCACCCGGGAUUUCCCUGAAAUCUCCAAAAAUAAUUUCGGGCAGGCCCAAAAUCUUUCCAUCGCGUAUUCGACGCGAUAUGAGCAGCUUCUCAUGGACGCAAAACCCUUACUACCCUCCUCCAUACGAUCAAGGUGCAUUUGAUACAUGCGGGCAUAUUGGGGGUGUAAGCGCCAUGUCAAUCAUGUACUCGGCUCUGAAAAGAAAGAAGAGAAACCUUUCAAUACAACAGCUAAUAGAUUGUGAUCGACAUUGCCGCGACGCUGUGACUUAUUCCAUGCUGUUCCCGGCCAUUCAUGCCACUUAUUUGGCGACGGAGAACGACUAUCCCUACAGUGGAGGACCACGGGAAUGCAAUAUGGCCGCUGCAGCCAAAGGCGUGGCGACCAUCAGUAGCUGGAGCCUAGUUGAAGGCGAGAGAGAAAUUUUGGAUAAAAUCCGAUAUGGCCCUCUUCCUGCCCAUAUUAACGGAGACAGAAUACAACAUUACACAGGAGGAAUCCUUCGGCAUUGUCCUAACACUGGAUCCAACCACGGUGCAACUAUCGUAGGGUACGGAACUGAGGACGGUGUCAAUUACUAUCUCGUGCGAAAUACAUAUGGUAAAGAUUGGGGUCCUUUAGAGGGGCAUCUGAAGGUUGAAAGAGGCACGUGUGACAUCGAAGAGAGAGUUUAUUCCAUACAGAUACUCACGAGAAGUGUCAGCAAUAAAUGUACCCUCAGUUAAUAAAGUAUCAUACUUUCCAAUUAAUUGAAAUCAAAAAAGUACAUUGAAAGGUGGAUAUGGAUAUAAGAAUGGACCACUAGACAAGGUACGAAGUUAAGCAUUCUGAUACAUAUUUCUUGCACGUAAUUUCACGUAAAACACGAUUUGCGCAACGAGAAUAUACUGAAAUCCACCCCUAAUUAAGAUAAGAUGUUUCUCUUCGCACACUAAAGUUUACCAUGACAAUCUCUGCGAUAUGAAAAACUGGCAACCACAAUCUUGACGUUUUGACUCAGCUUUAGCAAAUUAUAUACGCUCUGAGCGAUAAAUGGUGGGAAAAAACAAUGUUCGACUGAGAAACCUGCCAAAACUGUUGCGAGGCGCGAUUUGACUCACGUAUAGAGAAUUGCGUAUCUUGUGACUGGGCAAUAAUUCAAAAUUCCCGUAAACAAUGUAAAAUAAAAACGUUGAUAUCUUAGAUAGGAGUUGAUUUCAGUUCUUUUCGGAGCAAGAAUCGUGUCUUACGUGAUAUUAUCGUUGAGGAACAUUUAUCAGAAUGCUUAAAUUCGUACCUUUUUUGAUGGUCCAUUCAAUCUAAAAAGGCAAACUUAGAGAACUUUCCUAAUUUUUCUCGGAACAAAUAUUUUAUCGGGUGAAACGUGGCAACGUUGGAAUCCUCGCUUACUAAGUCCCAUUAUUUGAUGCCGCGAUUAUAUUAACGCGAGUUUGAAUAAUGCUGAAAAGUCAGUGCAUCCGGCGGCGUUAAACGCUUAUUAGCGCCUACAAGACUCUGGGAAUACUUCACGCACUGCGCAAAACAAUGCGGUCGGCGUGACACGCAUAUAAGCGCCUAUGAGACAGCAUGAAUAUUUCUCGCAUUGCGCCAAACGCACCGCAGACGAUCAGUUGGCGUGAAACGCAUAAUCCAUUAAUUAGACUGUGCAUCAAAAAAGUACAUUGAAAUGUGGGCAUGAACAAGAAUUAGGCUAAAAUUAUUCGCACUGCCAACUGUUAAGUAUCUCCACCACUCUGCACGGCCUAAUUCGGCUAAACGAUAAGUUCAAACUUUCCGAGAAAAAGUGAAAUAUUGGCGAUAUUAUGCGUCAUGUAUUUGGUAGAAAUUAUUAUUAAAGUUUUAGUUGCGUAUACCCCCCUCCUCCCCCAUCGCGGUCACGGUUUAUGUGUGUUGCACAAUGCAUUCAUCGUUUCUUUAAAAUUCAUCAAAGGUUAAAAGGUUGUAGAAAAAAUUCACAUGUGACGAAUUUGAAGAAUCUCAUAACAGUCGUGUUCCUUGUAGGCUAGCCGCCUUUCACACUACGAGUGUUAAUGAGUUAAAACUUAAGAAUGUAAAAUUUAAAAAAAUUACUGUACUUCAUUCGUCAGUUACAUGUCUACUAAUCUAUAGGUUCCCUAGCUUUGAGUGUAAAAACUUUGAUGAAUUAAUACUGCAUGGUGCGUAGUAUGUUCACCGAAUACCAGUAAGUCAAUUUUACCGUAGGUAAAUGCAACCGAUAUAACUUUUUUUUUCCAAACUACGAUUCGAUUUAGCAAGUACGAAUCGAGUUCAUGUCACGUGCGAAGAAGUUUAUAUGCAGUUCUUAAAAGGUAAUAACCUUCUUACUAGCGUCUGACUUAUCAAACUGAGAUAGUUGAAGUUCGCAUUUUUUCCAUGUGGGUUAGGUUCUUGUAUCAAGAGCUGCCUUUUUUUGAAAAUUCAAAAGUUCUUUCGAGAAAAUAUUUUUAGAUUGUCCUUGAGAGAUAUAAACAAAUCCCUCUGGAAUGGAUGUCACCGUGCAAUGGAAUGACGUUUUACAUUUACCUUUAAGUAUGUUCAAAUUUAUUCUUUCCCUUAGUCUAUGUGACGCAAUUUCACCAUGUAGUCGUCACGGAGGCUUCCAAAUCCUGUUUUUUGCGUCACAAUAAUUGAGGAAAAAUCCAAGAUAAAUUCGUAGAGGUGUGGAUUCACGCAAUGCCCUAGAUGCGAGGGACAAAAAGGCAGAGUUAGCAAUCCAGUGCGUUGUCAAGCACAGUUCCUUUAUAAAAUAGCGAAAAUUAAUGUGUGCUCCUUCAUCCAUACUUUGUAAAUAUUUACAUCUAAUUGCCCUGUAUUAAUUAUGUACACAUAUACUGCUUGUUCUUUUUUUUCUUGUUUCAGGUGUACCCAGGACCGACUGUACUCACACCAACCCGGCCAAUUUUUGCUUUGGCCCGGCCUGGGACACCUGGAAUAAAUUAUUUGUAAAUUUGGACCCUGCCUCAGUGUCUAAACUCACAAUAGGGUUGCAUUCAACCCACCAAUUAGCAUGAUUAUUCUUGAUCUUUAUAUUGAUCUGUACAUUUCUAUAUUUGUAAAAUAGGUGAAAUUCUGAAUAAAUUCUAAAAAAAAGAAGAAAAAA